CACUUUUAUCACGGAUGCUGAUCACUCUGUUGGUCGCAGAAAAUCGAAAAAUAAUUUCACUGUUUACUAUUAAAAUAUAAAUUUUCUUAUUAAUUUGUGGUUUGUGAAUGAAAAAGAACAACGUGAACCAGUGCUCUGAGUGCGGAGGUUACUUUUCUGUCAGUAAUACGGUGAUAAUUUGGUACGGAACUGGUUGCUGAUGUGUAUGGUGCGACCUGGUACUCCUGGACGGGUGCCGCGCGGGCAUUCCCGGCAUCCUGCGUUAGCAUGAUCCCCCGGUGAUCUCCUCGCUGUCAACGGCACCUGAACUGUAGCGCGCGGCGCAGUGAGCGUGAUGUCGGGUGCGGCGGCCAGCGGCGCCGCGUCCGCCGCCUCCGCCGCCUCCGCCUCCGCCGCCUCCGCGCUCGGCGGGCUCGGCGGCUCCCUCGAGGACAAGGACUGCGAGCUGCUGUGCCCGGUGUGCUUCGAGCUGAUCGAGGAGGCGUACGUGACGCGCUGCGGCCACUCGUUCUGCUACGCGUGCAUCGCCAAGUCGGUGGAGCUGCACCGCCGCUGCCCCAAGUGCGGCGCCGCGCUCGCCUCCCGCGAACACAUCUUCCCCAACUUCCUGCUCAAUGAACUGGUGGAGAAGCGGCGGCGGCGGUCGGCGCGCGGGCGGGCGGCGGCGGGCGGCGGCGCGGCGCCGGCGGCGGGCGGCGCGGACGCCGAGCGGCUGCGGGCGCUGCUGGCGGCCGAGUCGCGCCACCUGGCCAUGCCCGACGUGGACUGCAUGCUGGACGUGCUCACGCGCCGCAAGCGGCUGCUCGAGGCCGAGUCGGCGGCCGCGCACCACCGCCUGCUGUACGAGUUCCUGGCGCACCUGCACCGCCACCGCCGCCACCAGCUCGACCAGCUGGCGCGCGAGGCCGCGCUCGUGUCCAAGGACAUGGAGGCGGUGGCGGAGACGCUGCGGGAGCUGCGCGCCGGCGCGGCGGGGCUGGCGCGUCUGUCGCCGCCAGAGGACGCCACCACCACACCGCCAGCAGACCUGCACCACGCGCUCACAGACGGCGGCGGCGGCGGCGGCGGCGGCGGCGGCGGCGGCGGCGCGCACGGCAGCCCGGGCGGCAGCGCGGCCGAGGAGGAGAGCUUCGCGGGCGGCGCGGGCGGCGCGGGGGGCGCGGGCGGCGGCGGCGACGCGCUCGCCGCCAGGUGGCGCCGCCUCUCCGCGCACUUCGACGACUUCGUGCAGUGCUACUUCGCGCACCGCGCCGACGAGCUGUACUUCCCGGGCUCGGGCGACGCCACGCCCGCCGCCUCCGCCACGCCGGGCCCGCCGCCGCCGCCGCCGCCGCCUCCGCCGCCGGUCGCGGCCGCCGCCUGCGACGACCACGUGCCGCAGGCGCCGCAGCCCGACUCGCGCGCCAACAGCGUCUUAGGCGGCGACCAGCGCGCGCCGGACGGCAUGCAGCUCGGCGGCUCGGAGCUCGGCGGCGGCGGCGGUGGUGGCGGUGGUGGCGGCGGUGGUAGCGGUGGUGUCGGCGGCGGCGCUGCCGGCAGCGGGUGUGGCGGCGGCGAGCGGCGCGGGCUGGACGCGUUCCGCGAGGACCUGGUGGCCUUCACGCGGUACCGCGCGCUGCGGCCGCUGGCCACGCUCUCCUACUGCAGCGACGCCAUCAACUACUCCACCAUCGUCUCCACCAUCGAGUUCGACAAGGACGACGAGUUCUUCGCCAUCGCCGGCGUCACCAAGCGGAUCAAGGUGUUCGAGUUCGAGGCGGUGGUGCGCGACGCGGUGGACGUGCACUACCCCAGCUCGGAGAUGCAGUGCUCGCACAAGAUCUCGUGCGUGUCGUGGAACGCGUACCACAAGAACGUGCUGGCGUCGUCGGACUACGAGGGCACGGUGUCCGUGUGGGACGCGGCCACCGGGCAGCGCACGCGCGCGCUGCAGGAGCACGACAAGCGCUGCUGGUCCGUGCACUUCAACCGCGCCGACGUGCGGCUGCUGGCGUCCGGCUCGGACGACGCGCGCGUCAAGCUGUGGGCGCUGACGGCCGAGCGCUCGGUGGCCACGCUGGAGGCGCGCUUCAACGUGUGCUGCGUGCGCUUCAACCCGCGCUCCUCCUGCCACCUGGCCUUCGGCUGCGCCGACCACUGCGUGCACUACUACGACCUGCGCGCGCCGCGCCAGCCGCUGGCCGUGUUCCGCGACCACCGCAAGGCCGUCUCCUACGUGCAGUUCCUGGACGCGCGCUCGCUCGUCUCCGCCUCCACCGACUCGCAGCUCAAGCUGUGGCGGCUCGACUCGCCGCGCUGCGUGCGCUCCUUCACCGGCCACGCCAACGAGAAGAACUUCGUGGGGCUGGCCACCGACGGCCGCUACGUCGCCUGCGGCUCCGAGAACAACGCGCUCUACCUCUACUACAGCGGCCUCUCGCGGCCGCUGCUCGCCUACAGGUUCGACGCGGUGCGCGGGUUCCUGGAGCGCGAGCGGCGCGACGAGGAGCCGUCGGAGUUCGUGUCGGCCGUGUGCUGGCGCCGCGCCGCCGACCGCCAGGUGCUGCUGGCCGCCAACAGCCAGGGCACCAUCAAGGUGCUCGAGCUCGUCUGAUCGCCAGACCCUCACAGCCCCUCACAGCCUCCACCGUUCUAUUCUAAUCAAAUGGCGACUUGGCCUGAGCUCAACUUCUACCAGCCUUAACCGGCGACCCGCGACAAUGAAGAAAAUGUUUUUGUGAGUGCUGAGUGAACUAAAACAAUUUGGACUCCCCUAAGGAGAAACCGCGUACUCCCCUAAGGCUGGUGCCGGCCAAACUAUUGGUAUUUGCUGGUGGGAUACCAGUGAGGAGUAAUAGGCAAGGAAGAAAUUAGGUCAGUUCGCCCAUUAUGAUGAAUUCACCAAUACGUAACCACUGUGGUCUCCAGGGGGUGUUGCAUAGAUGUCGACUCGACAGGGUGUACUGCUAGUAAUGGACCCAUUAGUUCUCUUUACUGACAAUCCCCUCCCCCACCAGGGUUGUGAUAAAUUAAAAAAUGGCCUGGAUAGCAACGAAGUACUGAAGCUGGUAGGUGCCGUCGAGUGGUGGUUACUGUGAGGUAUUUCAGCUGACAACCCUUGCUCAAAACACCAAUGUUUAUCAGCUCGAGAUACAGACUUGUUCUUACCACCGGACUGAUAGUUUAAUGGAUGAAAAUGGAAUGCUAAUCCCACACGCUGGCGGGACACCAGUGAGGGGUGGUGGACGAGGAUGAAGUCUGCUUGACUGGUCGUAACGAAUGUUCCGGGAAAUUCGAGCAUUACAGUGAGUCCCCAACUUUAGCCAUGUAUAGUGUAACUCGGUUCCUACUUGAUUAGUAAGAUACUGCCAAAUUGAUUGUGAACUAAACAUGUAGACACGUCGUGUAGUUGUAGACACUGUAGCGAAAUAUUCAAAAUGUAAUUAUAACGAAGGGGAAAUAUGUUUGUGAAAAUUUUUAACUUUUCCUGUGUCUUCCAUCUCGUUUACACCUCAAAAAGGUAUAACUUUACAACAGCAACACAUCCUCUAUCCUGCUCGCCCAAUGAUCAAAUUUAUAAUCUGUUUUUCUAUACUUGUCACAAUUGAUAAACAUUCUGUUAAUUUAAUCAUUUAAAAAAAAUAUUGUAAAUUACAUACAAAUUGUUUCGAUGAAAAAUAUAGCAGUCAUUUAUUUAAUGUCUACACAGAUGAUGGAUAUAUUGUCAAUUUUGUAUGAGCCAAGUACUCAGUUGGGAAUACAUCCGGCUCGAAGGACCAGGAUAGUAGAGAUCACAUAAUAUAACGUUUCCUAAUCAAAAGGAGACCACGACUCAUUUGUAACAAAAGCGGACAUAAAAUGGCGAGUGGAGAGAUGAUAAACAUACAACUAAACCAACCAUUGAACAUUACUAUUUGAAACCAUAGUAUAUUAUAAGCAGCAAAAUAAACUGAAUUUCAAAGGGAUUUAAAUUAAUAUAUCUAGUUGAGAGCAUUUUAACCACGUUUGUCCAGACACGUCCGUUGGACCACUGGUAGCAAUGUGUUCUUUACACUGUGGCCCUAUGUCCUCAAUGCAGUUUCUUCGAGUGAAGGCACGCACGGUGGAGUCGUGGCCACCGACCAGGGUUUCCGAUCGGUACCGGCCCUGCAAUUGGUUAAAUAGUAAAUAAGAUACAAUUAAAAAAGAAAUUGGAACUCGUCUCAGCUGCCCAGUGGACGACAUUUCUUUAAAUAAUAGGCAAAACCUAUUCAUUUCUGGAUAAAUACUUUCAAGAUGGCACGAUUCAAGAUCGGAAACCCGGUCCUGGGUGAAUGGAAUGUCCUAGAAUACAGACAGGAUGCGUUCUCAGCGUGUAUGCGAGUCUAUAUAUAUUUUUUACGCAUUGUUUAAAAUUGUCAAUCAGCUGUAUAGAUGUUGGACGACCUGUCGUGUGCUGGUAUACAUCGCAGCUGCUCGGAGGAAGACUUUGUGAUUUUAUUAAUGUUUUAACAUAUAUGAAUUGGAAAAAUUGUAUUUUUAUGUAAAUGAUUGUAUUCGGGUUUAGGUUUACAUGAUAGGUCGUUAUAGUUGUGUAGCUAGAUCAAUUGUACAUAACAGUAAAUAGAUAUGUAACACGUCCAUCGACUACAGCGAGUGUUGCGUUUGUUCUGUCAACCAGCAACUACGCCGGUGUGGUGGGCCAUGUCUCUGUGCAGGUUGGGGGGGCACCUUCAAUUAUAAAUCUUACUGUAUAAACAUGAAGCGUCUAGUCUCAAUAAAUGGUCGACACUGGGAUUGAUUUUGACACACCAUUUCCUACACUACGAACUAAGGCAAUAUUACCAGAGGGACACUUUGUACAAAAGUCGAUUGCUUGGACACCUCUGUCCCAUUCGUGUUUCAACCGUGAAGCAGUUGUGUUUGCAUGGCUGUGUUUCGGUUUGAACGGUGGGAUAUGGCGUGAAUUUACACGGUACAGAGAGGAAUAACACCUGAGUCCUCAGGAAUGGCAACGCAUGGGGGGUAUCAUGGGCGUAACAGUAUACUCUGUUAUGUCCACGGUACUGCUCAUGUCUAUAGGCGAUGGUUACCACUUUCCAUCAGGUGGGCAAGCUGCUUGUUUGCCAUUCUAAAUUGUAUAAAAAAAUAAAUAAGAACUAAGCCUCUUAUUCAUAAGAACUGAAACACUUACACUUGUCACUUUCAUUCAAAUUGAACAUUUAGCGCAAAAGAAAGAGACAAAACAGUUCAAUAGUUGAAAUACGAUUAUGAGAGUUUUAAAGAUUUUAUGAAUAAGGUAGUAAGUUUUUAAUAUAAUUGUGUCACAACCGCUUCACAUUUAGUUGUCGAUGGUCCACAGCAUGUUUUAUUAAACUAUCAAAUAAUAUAUUAAUUUAAAAUUGUAAUUCUACAGAAAUCUAUGGAACGGUAUCUCAGAAUCAAUUCCAUUGACAAUUUAUUUUUUCUUUGUUACAUAACGAAGCGCGCCAUUUGUCUGUGUUGCAAGUAAUAAUUAUAUAUUGGUAUCCCCAUUCAAACAUACACUGACGAAUUAUAUAAAUCUAUGUGAUCUAUGACACAAAUGCACUCGCAUAAGAAUGUAUAUAAUAAAAAUGUUUGACCAUUUUUAGUGAAGUGUUAUUAAAAAAACAUUCUAUCUAAAGUUGUAUUGUCUAUGUCAACCGAGUCGUUUCCCCAACCAGCGCCAUUAUUGUUUUUUUUUUUAAUACGACGAAGGUGCCAAUGAAACAUGCCUGAUAAUAGUAUACUGUAGGAGCGACAUGUAAGUUGGCGCAUAGUAGAUAUACAAGUAAUAUUAUGUAAUUAAAUUACGCGAGGCGCGCGGCGAGUGGCCGCCUCCGGCGCGACGCGGCAUGCCGCCGUCUCAUACUGGCAACAAUUCAUGUUUUAAAUUCAAGCGGCGCUCUUACACGGGCAACUAGUGGGCGGUAGAGACCGAUGCUCACAUUUGUCUAAACUUCUCGAAAGUAACUUUAUUUUAAUCUAUACUUCAUGCUACUGUAUUUUAUUUGAAUUGUUUAUAUGUCAUUGUUUAUUUUUAUGUUUUUAGUGCAAUAAAUACUUAAAUUUAUACAAACCUGUAGAGAGGUCAAUUCUGUACAGGAAAUAUAUUUCCAAAAUAACUAUCAGCGGGUGAUUAGUGAUCGAUACUGAUGCCAAAAAUGCAAUCAGUAAAAUUUUUGUGUCUGUCUGUCUGUAUGUUCGUCAUAGAAACAAAAACUACUCGAUGGAUUUUAACGAAACGAUCAAUAGAAGCAGAGCAGUGAAGGGAAAUGUUAAAAAUGUCCAUCCGUGCGACGCCGGGACGGGCCGCUAGUAAAGAAUAAAGUUUAAUAUCACAACUAAAUCUUUGCUCAAAGGAAUAAUAAACUAUUUUUUUAAACUAAAAUUAUUCGAAUUUAAAUAUUGAGUUAAUAAAUAUGUUUAGACAAAUGGUGCCUCAGUACGACUCCGUUUGAUUACGUCGUAUAUUGAUACGUGGUGUACGUGUGACAUUUCUAUCCGGUCUUUUUUUCGGUAUGAACUCGGUUUCACUGAUAGAUGUUUGUUGUUCCAUCAAUCAGUCGGCAUGGUUGCUCGUGUAAGAGCACUUUUAGUUGAAUGUAUUUUAGUAUAAUGUAUAGUGCGUGCGUGCGUGCGUGCGUGCGUGCGUGUGACGUCACUCGUCGUGCGCCGCGCCCGCCCCCCGCCCCGCGCCCCGCGCCCCGCGCCCUGUGAUGUGUCGUGAUGUGAUCUUAACAUAAUAAACGUGACUCCACAUUG
Messenger RNA from Galleria mellonella (greater wax moth), 6744 nucleotides. RefSeq names its product E3 ubiquitin-protein ligase COP1-like. Gene Ontology annotation, molecular function: protein binding; ubiquitin protein ligase activity. Bases 335 to 2593 code for a protein of 752 amino acids. The transcript is spliced from 10 exons. Gene Ontology annotation, biological process: proteasome-mediated ubiquitin-dependent protein catabolic process. The record is from RefSeq and is a predicted model, not a curated record. NCBI's taxonomy places the organism in Eukaryota, Metazoa, Arthropoda, Insecta, Lepidoptera, Pyralidae.